AGCAGGGGGCAGCAGCAGCAGCUCGAGAGUCUCAUUAUUUCUACUUCCGGUGGCGGAAUUUCCUUCCUUUCUGAUUGUGCUCAGUGAAGAGACGCUGUAAGACAUGGCUCCCCGUAAAGGCAAGGAGAAGAAGGAGGAGCAGGUGAUCAGCCUGGGCCCGCAGGUGGCUGAGGGAGAGAACGUGUUUGGCGUCUGCCACAUCUUCGCCUCCUUCAACGACACCUUCGUCCACGUCACCGACCUCUCCGGGAAGGAGACGAUCUGCCGCGUGACGGGCGGCAUGAAGGUGAAAGCGGACAGAGACGAGUCGUCGCCGUACGCCGCCAUGUUGGCGGCUCAGGACGUGGCGCAGCGCUGCAAGGAGCUGGGCAUCACGGCGCUGCAUAUCAAGCUGAGGGCCACCGGAGGGAACAGGACAAAGACUCCUGGACCCGGAGCCCAGUCUGCACUCAGAGCUCUGGCCCGGUCCGGCAUGAAGAUCGGACGCAUCGAGGACGUCACUCCGAUCCCGUCAGACUCUACCAGGAGGAAGGGCGGUCGCCGUGGUCGCCGUCUGUAAACAGCUGCUGGAAUUUCACAAUAAAAGCUUAUGUUUAACUCUUGA
Molecule: messenger RNA, 604 nt
Organism: Xiphophorus maculatus (southern platyfish)
Lineage: Eukaryota; Metazoa; Chordata; Actinopteri; Cyprinodontiformes; Poeciliidae
Gene: rps14
Product: ribosomal protein S14
Exons: 5
Coding region: 104-559 (151 amino acids)
Biological process (GO): ribosomal small subunit assembly; maturation of SSU-rRNA from tricistronic rRNA transcript (SSU-rRNA, 5.8S rRNA, LSU-rRNA); translation
Cellular component (GO): cytosolic small ribosomal subunit; ribosome
Molecular function (GO): structural constituent of ribosome; mRNA 5'-UTR binding; small ribosomal subunit rRNA binding
Source: RefSeq, a predicted model, not a curated record